AUGCCUCCUGGCGUUACGAACAUUAUGCCUCGCUGGAAUGGACGAGUGGAACUGAAGGCCACGGAGCAGUUGGAGGCCGUGGAGCAUUUAGAGGGCGCGGAGCUGCUGGAGCUAGUCGGACGGAUCCUUUCAUACGGGCAGGGCCUUAACCGGACGCAGCGGGUAGCGUUCGCCAAUCAGGUGGCGCGAAUCUUCCCGGUUAAGCGAAAAACGCCUAACAAGGCUAGCUGUUAUAGAGAUGUUUCCACUGAUGUUACCACUCGCUUUACCUCCGAUGCUUCCACCGAUGUUACGUCCGACGUUACCGAAGAUGUUACCAAAGAUAGUACCAGAGAUGGUACCACCGAUGUUACAACCUAUGUUACCAGCGAUGUUGCCAGCGGUGUUGCCAGCGACGGUACCACCGAUAUUGACACUAAUCGAGAUGUCAUCACAGAUGUUACCAACGAUGUUACCACCCGCGUUACCACCGAUGCUUCCACCGAUGUUACCACCGAUAUUACAACCGGUGUAGCCACAGAUGUUACCAGUGAUGUUACAACCGAUGUAACCACCGAUGUUACCACCAAUUUCAUCACAGAAGUUACCACCGAUGUUAUCACUCAUGUUACCAGCGAUUGUACCACCGAUGUUACCACCUAUGUUACCUCUGAUAUUACCACCCAUGUUACCACCGAUGUAAUCACCGAUCCACAGAUGUUACCAGUGAUGUUAAAACCGAUCGAUUGUACCACCAAUGUUACCACUGAAGUUACCACCCUUGUUACCACCGAUGUUACCAUAGAUGUUUCCACCGAUGUUACCACCCGCGAUACCACCAAUGCUUCCACCUAUGUUACCAUCGAUGAUACCUUCGGUGUAGCCACAGAUGUUACCAGCUAUCGCUUACCUCCAAUGUUACCACCGAUAUUAACACCAAUAUUACCAGCAAUCGGUGAUAUCAGCGGUGUUACCAGCGAUGUAACCGACGAUGUUUUCACCGAUGUUACCAACGUUCAUACCACCUAUGUUUCCAGCGAUGUUACCACCAAUAUUACUACCGAUAUGACCACAGAUGUUACCACCGAUGUUUCAAGCGAUGAUAAAAACGGUGUUACCAGCGGUGUUUCCAGCUAUGACAACACCGAUUUCCCCACCGUUGUUACCACUGAUUUUUCCACCAAUGUGGCCACCGAUCAUACCACAUUUGUUUCCACCGAUGUUACCAACGAUGUUUCCACCGAUGUUACCAUCGAUCAUACCACAUAUGUUUCCACCGAUGUUACCACCGAUGUUACCAACGCUAUGACCACCGAUAUUACAACGGAUGUUACAAGCGGUGUUAUCAGCGCUACAAGCGAUGUUACCAGCGGUGUGUCCACCGAUGUCACCAGCGGUGUUACCAGCGAUGUUAUCACUUAUUUUACAAGCGAUGUUACAAGCGGUGUUACCAGCCGUGUUCCCAGCAAUGAUACCACCGAUCUUACCAGCGAUGUUACCAGCGGUGUUACUAGCGAUGUUACCAGUGAUGUUUCCACCGAUUUUACCACCGAUGCUUCGACAGAUGUAACCACAGAAGUUACUAGCGAUGGUACCACCUAUGUUACCACCAAUGUUCCAACCAAUGUUACCACCAAUGUUACCUCCGAUGUUACCACCUAUGUUACCAACGAUGUUUCCACUGAUGUUACCAUCGAUCAUACCACAUACGUUUCCACCGAUGUUACCAACGCUAUGACCACCGAUAUUACAACCGAUGUUACAAGCGGUGUUAUCAGCGGUGUUACCAUCGAAGUUUCCAUCGAUAUUACCAUCGAUGUUUCCACCGAUAUUACCACCGAUGUUACCACCAAUAUUAAAAGCGAUGUUACAAGCGGUGAUACCAGCGGUGUUACCAGCGAUGUUACCGGCGGUGUUUUCACCGAUGUUACCACCGAUCAUACAACUUAUAUUUCCACCGAUGUUACCACCGAUGUUAUCACCGCAAUGACCACCGAUCGAUUGUACCACCAAUAUGUUUCCACCGAUGUUACCACCCGCGAUACCACCAAUGCUUCCACCGAUGUUACCAUCGAUGAUACCUUCGGUGUAGCCACAGAUGUUACCAGCUAUCGCUUACCACCGAUCGGUGUUACCAGCGAUGUGACCAUCGAUGGUUCUACCGAUGUUACAACCGAUGUGACCACCGAUGUUACCACCGAUGCUUCAAGCGAUGAUAAAAACUGUGUUACCAGCGGUUUUACCAGCUAUGAUACCACCGAUUUCCCCACCGAUGUUCCCACCGAUCAUACCACAUUUGUUUCCACCGAUGUUUCCACCGAUGUUACCACCGAUUCUACCACCGAUGUUACCACCGAAGUUACCACCGAUGUUACCACUGAUGUUACCACCGAUGGUUCUACCGAUGUUACAACCGAUGUUAUUACUGAUGUUACCAGCGAUUGUACCAUCAAUGUUACCACUGAAGUUACUACCCUUGUUACUACCGAUGUUACCUCCGAUGUUACCACCAAUGUUAAAAGCGAUGUUACAAGCGGUGAUACCAGCUGUGUUACCAGCGAUGUUACCGGCGGUGUUUUCACCGAUAUUACCACCGAUCAUACAACUACAAGCGAUGUUACCAGCGGUGUGUCCACCGAUGUCACCAGCGGUGUUACCAGCGAAGUUAUCACUUAUUUUACAAGCGAUGUUACAAGCGGUGUUACCAGCCGUGUUCCCAGCAAUGAUACCACCGGUUUCCCCAUCGAUGUUACCAUCGAAGUUUCCAUCGAUGUUACCAUCGAUGUUUCCACCGAUAUUACCACCGAUGUUACCACCAAUAUUAAAAGCGAUGUUACAAGCGGUGAUACCAGCGGUGUUACCAGCGAUGUUACCGGCGGUGUUUUCACCGAUGUUACCACCGAUCAUACCACAUAUGUUUCCACCGAUGUUACCACCGAUGUUACCAACGCUAUGACCACCGAUAUUACAACGGAUGUUACAAGCGGUGUUAUCAGCGCUACUAGCGAUGUUACCAGCGGUGUGUCCACCGAUGUCACCAGCGGUGUUACCAGCGAUGUUAUCACUUAUUUUACAAGCGAUGUUACAAGCGGUGUUACCAGCCGUGUUCCCAGCAAUGAUACCACCGAUCUUACCAGCGAUGUUACCAGCGGUGUUACUAGCGAUGUUACCAGUGAUGUUUCCACCGAUUUUACCACCGAUGCUUCGACAGAUGUAACCACAGAAGUUACUAGCGAUGGUACCACCUAUGUUACCACCAAUGUUCCAACCAAUGUUACCACCAAUGUUACCUCCGAUGUUACCACCUAUGUUACCAACGAUGUUUCCACCGAUGUUACCAUCGAUCAUACCACAUACGUUUCCACCGAUGUUACCAACGCUAUGACCACCGAUAUUACAACCGAUGUUACAAGCGGUAUUAUCAGCGGUGUUACCAUCGAAGUUUCCAUCGAUGUUACCAUCGAUGUUUCCACCGAUAAUACCACCGAUGUUACCACCAAUAUUAAAAUCGAUGUUACAAGCGGUGAUACCAGCGGUGUUACCAGCGAUGUUACCGGCGAUGUUUCCACCGAUGUUACCACCCGCGAUACCACCAAUGCUUCCACCGAUGUUACCAUCGAUGAUACCUUCGGUGUAGCCACAGAUGUUACCAGCUAUCGCUUACCACCGAUAAGCGAAAUUACAACCGAAGUUACCACCGAAGUUACCACCGAUGUUACCACUGAUGUUACCACCGAUGGUUCUACCGAUGUUACAACCGAUGUGACCACCGAUGUUAUUACUGAUGUUACCAGCGAUUGUACCAUCAAUGUUACCACUGAAGUUACUACCCUUGUUACUACCGAUGUUACCUCCGAUGUUACCACCAAUGUUAAAAGCGAUGUUACAAGCGGUGAUACCAGCGGUGUUACCAGCGAUGUUACCGGCGGUGUUUUCACCGAUAUUACCACCGAUCAUACAAUUACCACCAAUGCUUACAACGAUAUUUCCACCGAUGUCACCACCGAUGUAACAACCGAUGUUACCAGCGAUCUUACCAGUGGCGUUAACGGCGAUGUUACCACCGAUAUUACCAUCGAUGUGACGACCGAAGCUACCAGCGAUGUUACCAGCGGUGUGUCCACCGAUAUCACCAGCGGUGUUACCAGCGAUGUUAUCACUUAUUUUACAAGCGAUGUUACAAGCGGUGAUAUCACCGGUGCUUCCAGCGAUGUUACCACCGAUAUUACUACCGAUAUGACCACAGAUGUUACCACCGAUGUUUCAAGCGAUGAUAAAAACGGUGUUACCAGCGGUGUUUCCAGCUAUGACAACACCGAUUUCCCCACCGAUGUUAUCGCCGAUUUUUCCACCAAUGUGGCCCCGAUAUGA
Drosophila serrata is the source of this 4350-nucleotide messenger RNA. RefSeq names its product cell wall protein DAN4-like. NCBI's taxonomy places the organism in Eukaryota, Metazoa, Arthropoda, Insecta, Diptera, Drosophilidae. The record is from RefSeq and is a predicted model, not a curated record.